This is a messenger RNA of Archocentrus centrarchus (flier cichlid), 5581 nucleotides long. It is a transcript of the gene vtg2, whose product is annotated as vitellogenin 2. Gene Ontology annotation, molecular function: lipid carrier activity. Bases 16 to 5475 code for a protein of 1819 amino acids. The transcript is spliced from 34 exons. Gene Ontology annotation, biological process: response to estradiol; cellular response to estrogen stimulus; lipid transport. The record is from RefSeq and is a predicted model, not a curated record. NCBI's taxonomy places the organism in Eukaryota, Metazoa, Chordata, Actinopteri, Cichliformes, Cichlidae.
CAUUCACCACCAGCCAUGAGGGUGCUUGUGCUAGCUCUUGCUGUGGCCCUCGUAGUGGGGGACCAGUACAACUUAGCCCCAGGAUUUGCCUCUGACAAGACCUACGUGUACAACUAUGAAGCAGUUCUUAUGGGCGGCCUGCCUGAAGAGGGCCUGGCUCGAGCUGGGGUUAAAAUCCGGAGCAAAGUUUUGAUCAGUGCAACAAGUGCCAGCAACUACAUUGUGAAGCUUGCAGACCCUGAAAUAUUGGAGUACAGUGGCAUCUGGCCCAAAGAUCCUUUCAAUCCAGCCUCCGAGCUCACCAGAGCCCUGGCUGCUCAGCUCUCAACACCCAUCAAGUUUGAGUAUGCAAAUGGCGUCGUCAGUAGAGUGUCUGCACCGGCUGGGGUCUCUACACCUGUGCUGAAUAUCUACAGGGGAAUCCUCAACAUCCUGCAGUUGAAUGUAAAGAAAACGCAGAAUGUGUAUGAGCUGCAAGAGUCUGGAGUUCAUGGUGUGUGCAAGACCCAGUAUGUCAUCAGGGAGGAUGCAAAGGCUGAACGCAUUCAUUUGACCAAAUCCAAGGAGCUGAACCACUGCCAGGAGAGAAUCGUGAAGGACAUAGGCUUGGAAUUCCUGGAAAAAUGCCACGAUUGUAAAGCUAGAGGAAAGACCCUGGAGGGAACAGCUUCCUAUAACUACAUCAUGAAGCCAACACCCAGUGGUUCUCUGAUCAUGGAGGCAGCUGCUACAGAGGUCAUCCAGUUCUCACCUUUCAACAUCUUAAAUGGCGCUGCUCAGAUGCAGUCUAGACAAAACCUGACCUUCUUGAACAUGGAGAAUAGCCCUGUUGCUCAUGCCAGAAAUGAUUAUGUUCAACGCGGAUCCUUGCAGUACGAGUAUGGCAGAGAGGUUCUCCAGACACCCAUUCAUCUUCUGAGGGUCACCAAUGCUGAGGAGCAGAUUGUUAGCACUGUGAAUCACCUGGUAGCCUCUAACAUGGACAAGGUUCACGAAGAUGCCCCUCUGAAGUUUGUUGAGCUUAUCCAGCUGCUGCGUGUGGCCAGAUCUGAGACUAUUGAGUCUCUCUGGAGUCAGUUCAAAUCUAGACCUGAUCACAGGCGCCGGUUACUGGAUGCUAUCCCCCAUAUUCACUCUCAAACUGCUCUUAAGUUUGUCAUUGAGAGGGUCCUUGCUGGUGAGCUGACUGAUGUUGAAACUAGUGUGUCUCUUGUGAAAUGUAUAUACAGUGUGACACCUGACCAGAAAGCCAUCGAACUUGUUACGACCCUGGCUGGGAACCAGAAAGUCAAACGUUCUCCCAUUCUGCGGAAUGCUGUCAUGCUUGGCUGGGGCACUCUAAUUUCCAGACACUGUGAAGUACAGCCAUCUUGCUCACCUGAUCUUGUGACACCUAUUCAUAGACAACUUGCUGAGGCUGUUGAAGCUGGUGAUGUUAAUCAGCUCGCUAUGGCUCUCAGAUGCCUGGGUAACGCCGGACAUCCUGCUAGCCUCAAGACAAUCAUGAAGCUCCUGCCUGGCUUUGGCAGUGCUGCUGCCAGAGUGCCGCUCAGAAUUCAAGUUGAUGCUGUUCUAGCCCUGAGGAGAAUUGCAAAGAGGGAACCCAAGAUGAUCCAGGAAAUAGCUGCUCAGCUGUUCAUGGACAAGCAUCUCCACGCGGAGCUCCGUAUGGUUGCUGCCAUGGUGCUCUUUGAGACUAAGCUGCCCAUGGGUCUGGCAGCCAAUAUCGCCACUGCCUUGAUCAAAGAAAACAACCUGCAGGUUGUUAGCUUUGUUUACUCUUACAUGAAGGCUAUGACCAAGACCACCUCUCCUGACCAAGCUUCUGUUGCUGCAGCAUGUAACGUUGCCAUGAGGUUCCUCAACCCCAAAAUAGGCAGACUGGGCUUCCGCUACAGCCGAGUCCACCGUGUUGAUGCCUAUAACAAUCCCUGGAUGCUGGGUGCUGCCGCCAGUGCCAUCUACAUUAACGAUGCUGCAACUGUAUUACCAAGAAUGAUUAUGGCCAAAGCCCGUACUUACAUGGCCGGAGUUUAUGUUGAUGUGCUUGAGGUUGGAGUGAGAACUGAGGGACUCCAGGAGGCUCUUUUGAAAAGACAACAUGAAAGUUCUGAGAAUGCAGAUAGGAUCACCAGGAUUAAACAGGCCAUGAGGGCUCUUUCUCAGUGGAGGGCAAAUCCUUCAAGCGAGCCCCUGGCCUCUAUGCAUGUGAAACUGUUUGGACAAGACGUUGUAUUUGCCAGCUUCGACAAAUCCAUGGUUGAGCAGCUUAUUCAGUUUGCAAGCGGACCUUUAAGAAAUAGACUCAGAGAUAUUUUGAAUUCUGAGCAGUCUGGUUUUAAAGCGCAUUUUGUUAACUCAAUGCUGCUCGGUGAGUUCCGUCGCAUCCUUCCCACCAGUGUUGGUUUGCCUAUGGAGAUCAGCCACAUUGCUUCUGCUGUGACUGCCGCAUCUGUUGAAAUCCAAGCCACUGUGUCACCACCUCUGCCCGUCAACUACCGUGUUUCCCAACUUCUGGAGUCCGACAUCCAACUGAGGGCUACAGUUGCUCCAAGUGCUGCCGCUCAAUCCUAUGCAGUUAUGGGCGUGAAUUCUCCUUUAAUCCAGGCUGCAGUGAUGACAAAAGCCAAAGCUUACACAGCCAUUCCUGCACAAAUGAAAGCAAGAAUUGACAUCGUUAAGGGCAGCUUCAAGCUUGAGCUCCACUCUCUCCAGAGCAUUAAUACAAUUGCAUCUGCAAACGCUGAGACGGUUGCUAUUGCAAGAAAUGUAGAAAACCUCCCAGGUGAAAGAAGCACACCAUUGAUCCCAUCUAAGGCUGCAUCACAACUGUCAGGGGCCUCUCUUAACUCAAAGAUCUCCAGGAUGGCAUCCUCUAUGACUGGUGGCGUGUCUGCGUCAUCUGAAAUCCUUCCUGCUGACCUGCCAAGGAAAAUUGGGAGGAAAAUGAAACUCCCUAAAACAAACAGGAGGAAAAUCUGUGCUUCAAGUAGAACCUUUGGAUUCAAGGCCUACAUUGAGACCAAAUCUCAGAGCGCCGCCUUCAUCAGAGACUGCCCUCUCUACUCCAUCAUUGGAAAGCAUGCUGCUUCUGUUAGGAUUGCUCCAGUUUCUGGACCAGGCGUUGAGAAGAUUGAAGUUGAGAUUAAAAUUGGAGAGAAAGCAGCAGAAAAUAUGAUUGAAGCAAUUGAUAUGAGUAAAGAGGUGGAAGCUCUUCAGGAUAAGAAUGUCCUCUUGAAAAUCAAGAAAAUACUGGAGCCUGGUCUCAAGAACACCACAUCAUCUUCCUCCAGUUCCAGCAGAUCUUCUUCAUCUAAGUCUAGCUCCAGCAGCUCUUCUUCAUCCAGCUCUAGCUCCAGAAAAUCUUCUUCAUCCAGGUCCCGCUCCAGCAAAUCUUCUUCAUCUAGCUCCCCCUCCAGCAGCUCUCAGUCAUCCAGCUCUCAUUCCCACAAAUCUCGCACCAGAAAGUCCCGCUCUAGCAGCUCUCACUCAAGCCAUUCUCACUCAAGCCGCUCUCCUUCAAGCUCCUCCUCAUCUUCAUCAUCUAGUUCUUCAUCCAGGUCUUCAUCCAGGUCUUCUUCCAGGUCUUCUUCCAGGUCCCCGUCUGGCUCCAGACAUAAGACAGCUGAUAUUGUUACCCCUGCUGUCAAGAUAUCAAGGAGAGUGAGCAGUUCCUCCAGCUCACGUUCUAACAGCUCCUCCAGCAAUGAGUCAUACUUGCUCAGUUCAUCUAGAAGAAGCAGCAGCAGCAGUAGUAGCAGCAGUAGUAGCAGCAGCAGCAGCAGCAGCAGCAGCAGCAGGAGCAGCAGCAGCAGCAGGAGCAGCAGCAGCAGCAGCAGAAGAAGAAGUAGAAAAAGCAGCAGCAGCAGUGGCAGCAGCAGCAGCAGGAGCAGCAGGAGGUCAUCAAGUGCAAGGUCCUCUAGGAACAAUGCUCAGUCUAAGCAACUGCUUGCUGUGAGAUUUAAAAAGAGCCACAUCCACAAGCAUGCUAUCUCCACACAGCGUGGUAGCAGUCACAGCAGUGCCCGCAGCUUUGAAUUUAUUUACAAUAAGGCCGAGAACCUUGCUAAGACACUCACGCCUGCCAUGUCCAUUGCUAUCCGUGCUGUGAGAGCUGACCAAAAAGUCCAGGGAUACCAGUUAGCAGCUUACUUUGACCAAGAGACUAGUAGAGUACAGCUGAUUUUGGCCAGAGUGGCUGAGAACAACAAUUGGAGAAUCUGUGUUGAUGCUGUGAAGCUGAGCCCCCACAAAGUGAUGGUCAAGAUUGCCUGGGGUAUUGGCUGCAAGCAAUACUCCACCACGAUCGCAGCUGAAACUGGUCUUUUGGGUCAUGAGCCUGCAGCUCGUCUGAAGAUGACUUGGGACAAACUGCCAGGGAGCAUGAAGCGCUACACAAAGAAGGCCUUGAAAUACCUUGCCCCUCUCAGUCAGGAAUAUGGAGUGAGCCACAUAAAAGUCAAGAAUCCUAAAAAUCAGAUAACACUGACUGUAGCUGCUGCUUCUGAGACAAGCCUGAAUGUUGUGCUAAACACACCAAAGAUGACCAUUUACAAGCGUGGGGUGAGUCUCCCUGUUGCGCUGCCUAUUGGAAACACUGCUGCCGAGGUGGCAGUGAUCCGGGACAACUGGGCUGGCAGGCUCUCCUACUUGGUUACCAAAGCUAACGCAGUUGAAUGCUCCAUAAUCAAUGACACACUGAUCACAUUCAACAACAAGAAAGCUACAAAUGAGAUACCACACUCUUGCUACCAGGUCGUGACUCAGGAUUGCACACCAGAACUCAAAUUCCUAGUUCUGCUGAAGAGGGACCAAAUACAGAACCAGAACCAGAUUAUUAUAAAAAUUUCAGACAUUGAUGUGGAUAUGCAUUGGAAGAACAGGGAAAUCACGGUGACCGUUAAUAGAGCUCAAGUCAACCUGCCAUACGUGCACCCAUCAGGUUCAAUACAGGUGAGGCAGUCAGGUCAAGGCAUCGCCCUCUAUGCACCCAGCCAUGGUCUUCAGGAGGUCUUCUUUGGUCAUAAUGAAUUGAGGAUUAAAGUUGCAGACUGGAUGAAAGGAAAGACUUGUGGAGUCUGUGGAAAGGGUGACGGAGAAACCAGACAGGAGUACCGCACACCCAGUGAACAGCUGACUAAGGAUGCAAUCAGCUUUGCUCACUCCUGGGUUCUGUCUUCAGAUACCUGCCGUGAUCCCUCUGAAUGUUCCGUAAGACACGAAUCUGUGAAGCUGGAGAAGCAGAUCAUUUUCCAGGGUGUGGAGUCCAAAUGCUUCUCUGUUGAACCCGUGCUGCAGUGCCUGCCCGGCUGCAUCCCAGUGAGAACCACCACUGUCAACAUUGGUUAUCACUGCCUGCCAAGUGGCACAAGCGUGAAUCGCUCUGCUAUGAGCAGCUUCUACGAGAAGAGCAUCGACCUGAGGGAUACCGCAGAAGCCCACCUGGCCUGUCGCUGCACUCCUCAGUGUUCUUAAUCUCAUUGCCUUCAGUCAUAUGACAUUUUGUUUUCUGUUUUAGGCAGGUGUUGUUAAUUACUGUGGCAUAACUUGUAAACUUAAAUAAAUCCAAGAAGCAUGUGAA